This is a messenger RNA of Cricetulus griseus (Chinese hamster), 1527 nucleotides long. Lineage: Eukaryota; Metazoa; Chordata; Mammalia; Rodentia; Cricetidae. The record is from RefSeq and is a predicted model, not a curated record.
GACACCGGGAAGACCCAACCUCAACCUCGGGUACCAGGGAUGUUCAGGUCCUCAGAAUCCUUUGAGAUGUCCCGCCAUUCCGUAGCCAAUUGCAGCACAGCCAAUCAUCUGCCGCUGCGACUGCACACCAACCCUCCUGACGCGACCAUUGUAUUUAAGGGCAAAUGGGGCGCUGCGGGUAGUGGAAGCCCGAAAGGCGCCAUAUUUGCCAAGCUGCAGAAAUGGCGCCUUAGUGCUGUCAAUAGCAGCUGAAGCCAGGCCGUCGCCAUGUUUUCUGAAGGCAUCUUUCGGGUUGAUUCACCCGAGUCGUGUCUGUGUGCGAGCGGCUGUGGAAUGAACCAUGGAGCGUAACUAGUCUCCACCGAAGCCCUGCAGUCCUCAGCGGCCACACGCUGCCCACUUUGUUCCUUUCUCCUCCGGGGCGAUAGUGACCAAGGGGCGUGGCAAGGGCGUGGCUUCCCGGGGAAGCCAAGGCUGGAAGCUGGAAGCUGGAAGCUGGGCGGCCAAGCCGCUUCCCUGGCAGGAGCUCCGAUGGCGCCACCCCCUGCCCCGCUGCUGGUGCCGAUGCCCGCCGAGAUCUGUCCUGAUUUCAGGAAGCCUGAGCUCGUGAGUUUCGCGGACGUGGCCGUGUACUUCUCCCCGCAUGAGUGGGGCUGUCUGCGGCCCGCGCAGAGAGCCCUGUACCGGGAGGUGAUGCGCGAGACCUACGGCCUCCUGGGCGCGCUCGGAUUCCCGGGCCCCAAACCAGCUCUCAUCUCUUGGAUGGAACAGGAGAGUGAGGCUUGGAGCCCCGCCGCCCAGGAUCCUGCGGAGGGGGAAAGUCUGGGAGGAGCUCUGAGAGGAGACACUUCAAAUGAGAAGGAGCAGGGCCCAGAGAGGUCAGCAGAGACUCCUGCUCAGUUGCAAUCUAAAGAGGUGGUUGAACAUAAGACUUAUUCCACGACUACCAAGUCCUCUGCAGAGGUACAGCUACCUAUGGAAGCUUUCCCAGGCCAGAUGGCUGAUGCACAGCUUCCUGCCCAGGUACCCAGCACAGAUGUGCAGGCCAAUCAGCGACGCCAUGUGUGUGUGGACUGUGGGCGCCGCUUCACCUACCCUUCUUUACUAGUCAACCACCGGCUCUCACACUCGGGUGAGCGACCCUUCCCCUGCCCAGAGUGCGGCAUGCGCUUCAAGAGAAAGUUCGCAGUGGAAACUCACAAAUGGAUCCACCGGUCCUGCUCAGGGGGACGCCGUGGCCGUAGGCCUGGGAUCCGGGCUGUUCCUGGAGCCCCAGUCCGAGGUGACUGGGAUCCACCAGUGCUUUUUCGGCACUAUCCAGACAUCUUUGAGGAGUGUGGGUGAGCUCAAUAGCUAGCUGCUUGCAUCUGGAGCAGAACAUGAACUUGGCACUAAGAAGCAACUAAGUCAAGACUUGGGAAAUGAAUUAUAUCACUUUGACUUUUCUCAAGGAUCCUUUGUAAACUUGUAAAAAAGAAAAGUGCCUGUAAAGAUUCAUAUAGAUUAAACCUGACACUUGCUCCCCUC